Messenger RNA from Pneumocystis murina B123, 4130 nucleotides. RefSeq lists its product as hypothetical. Bases 1 to 4023 code for a protein of 1340 amino acids. The record is from RefSeq and is a predicted model, not a curated record. NCBI's taxonomy places the organism in Eukaryota, Fungi, Ascomycota, Pneumocystomycetes, Pneumocystales, Pneumocystaceae. The transcript is spliced from 7 exons. Gene Ontology annotation, molecular function: protein binding.
AUGGCUUGUCUGUUUGGUACUCUUUAUGUUCUUAGAAAAGGUACUGAAGAGGAGUAUGCACAUUUUCCGAUUACGAAAAGAUUAAAUACUUUUGGAAGACAUUUGUCAUGUGAUGUCAGAUUAUAUGAUGAAGUUAUUUCUCGUCAACAUGCUCGUCUUGAAAUUGAUGAUAAUGGAAAUGCAUUUUUAGAGAAUUUGAGUGUCAAUGGCACUUUUGUUAAUAACAAUGAACUAGAUAUUUCUGAAAAUAAAAAGUUUCGAUUAAAUACGGGUGAUAUUAUUAGUCUUUCUGGUCAUAAAUUUCGAUGGGAAUAUCCAACAAAUGAAAAAAAAGACAAUCAAGUAGUAAUACAUACUCCUGAAUUAAAAACUUAUACUCCUAUUAAAUCAAUAAAACAGUCAUCUUUUCUUUUUGCAAAUGAUAAGGAUGUUUUUGAUACAUAUCUUAUGAAUGAAAAACCGUUGCAGCCUAUUCUUAAGGAAAAUUUGGUUAAUGAACAUGUAUCCAUAAAAAUUAAAACUCCAAAAAAUAAUAUAGUAAAAUCUAAGAUACUUGAUGUAGUGGACUCUGGGUUAAGAAGUAAGGAAUCUCCUCUAGGUGACGUUAAAAAUUUAAAGAUACUGGCUUCAUCUAUAGAAAAUUCUCCUGAAAAACAAAUUAUUUCUAAUGAUAUAUUCGUUCUUGGUCCUAAAGAUUUUACUUCUAAAGAUAAAUAUGAUACUUCUUUACCUUUUUCUGAAAAAAACAUCGAGAUUAUAAAAAAAGAGAAUUUUAAUCAUAACGAUUCUAUAAAAAAUAAAGUAUUUAGUCCUGCUAAAAAUUCUAUUCUUGAUCAAGAUUUUCAAAUGCCGGAUUUAUCUCCUGCAUCUAAUAUUAAAAUAAAUGUUUCUCCUGCUAUCGACAAAUCUAUGGAUGAUUUAAUACUAAAUAGAUAUUUUGAAUCCAAAGGAUCUGAUGUGUCUCUAGAUUCUUUAUUAGUUGAAAAAAAAAAUAUGUUUUCUGAGAAAGAAAAUGAUGCCAUAGAUCUGAAUAGUUCUUUGAAGAUAAAACGAACAGAAUCUGAGCAGGAUGAUGGGAUUUUAUUGCAUCCAGUGAUUUCUUUGUCAAAAAUUCUUCCAGAGAAGAAAAUAAGUACAUCUGGUAUCUGCAAUAAUUUUUAUAAUUCUCGGGGGUUUAAAUUAGAAGAGGAUGUAAUUGUUAGUCCUCCAAAAGAGAAGUCUUUUAGCAUUUUUCCAGAUGCUCAGCCUUCGCCGUUGAAAUUUGGUUCACCUGUUCUACAUUUAGUUAAAAAGUAUUAUGUUGAUACGCGUGAUUUGCCUCGCCAACUCAGGGAUAUUAAAACAAAAAGACAUGUGUACAAAAAGAGACCAAGUUUUCCGCCUUUUAUAGCUUCUAAAGUUUUGAAUAAUCCAGCCCUUACAAAUUUGCGGUCUAGACAUUCAAUAUCUGAUCCUUCUCUUCCAUUAUCCGCUUACAUUAAUAAAGUGGAAUUUGUGAGUGAAAAACAAGAAAAGAUUAAUUUACCAACAACUCCAUUGGAAUUUUUGGAAAUUUUAGAUGAUUCUGAGAAAAAACUUUUAGGAUGGGUGCCAUUAUGUUCUUCAGAUAAUAAUUUUAAAGAAAAUAAUUUAGAACUAUUAGAAGCUUCGAAAUAUGGCAUAUCUUUAAAAAAUAAUGUAAUCUGUGGUGCUUCUCUCCUUAAUUCUGGUAAAAAAAAAAGGCAUCAUGAAAAUAAUCUAUGUUCUAACAAUAAACUUGAGAUUAUAUACCCGGAAUUUAAAACAUUUUCUCCUGGAAAAUGGGUAGCUACAUAUAAUGGCAAAAAACAAAAGCUUUAUCAGUCGCCCGUUUCGUCUGUUACUAAGAAUAUUCUAAAAAAUAAUUUAUCGAUAGCUAAUGUAAGUUGUUUAAAUCCGUGUUCUUCUGCAAAUAGUUUAAAAGACAUUGAUAAAAUGUGUUCACCUGGAAAGUGGGUUCUUACUGCUCCUGGAAAAAAAAUGAAGCUGUAUUGUUCUCCGGAUAUUAGCACGAAAUCUUCAAAUAAAUUAAUAUAUGAUUUCAAAUUAAAGUCUUCUACAAAUUCUUCACAAGAAAAUGAUUUCUUUUUGAAGGAUGGUUUAGUCAGAUUUAAUUCUGGAGUCAACGGGUUUUAUGAUUCUUGUAUUGAUUAUACUGAUAAAAAUGAAAGUUUUUGUGUUACUGACAUUUCUUUUGAUUCAGCAAUUGAGAAAAAGGUUCGAUUCAAUGAUUUUACUUCAUUAAAUAGUCAAGAAGAUUCGUCUUGUUUAGAAAAUUUACAUGUUGAUGCAAGUGAAUCAACUAAAAAUAAUACAGGUUUUUUAGAGAAUAUUAUAGAUAAUACGAGUUACAAGAGUUCUUUGGUGAAUAAUACAGAUAAUAUGCAAGAAUUUUCUAUAAAUAAUAAAGAAGAUAUGAAUGAUUCUAAAAUUUCGUUUAUGGAUCAAUUUAUGAUGAAUUUUAAUACCGAAGUUAUGGAUGGUGAAUUGUUUAAUUUCGCUAAAUUAUCCAGUUCUACAAUUGGUUUAGAAUCAUUAACAGGAAAUAUUCAAGAAUCAAUAAGUAAUGAAUUUAGUUUUAAAUCUAAUGACAACUUUUCCGAGUUAUCGAAAUGUCCUGUUUUUAAAGAGGAACAUAUGGAAAUAAAUCAAUCGAUUCAGAAAGAUAUACCAGAAUUUCAAUCAAUUGAUGACGAGAAAUCUACACGAAAUUAUGAUAAUCAAGAUGUAUUUAUGACUGAACAUUUUUUUCGUAAUCAUAAAAAAUUUAACAUUAUGAAUAAAAACAUUUGUUCAAUAAAAUCAAAUGAUAUCGGAAAUAAUAAUUUCACCGAUAUACAUGUUUGUAAUCAACAACCAGAGACUGCUGAUUUUAUGAAAUUAUUAAAUAAUUCAUUAGAUCUACGGAAUCGUUAUAUUGAUGUUAAGGAAGAUAAAGAUGUAUCUUAUAAAAAUACCCAUUUAAUUAAAGAUGAUAUUUGUUCUUUAACAUAUGAAGAAUAUAAAGAUUUAGGUGAUACCAAGAAAGUGACGAAUUUUUUUGAGGAUUUCGAGACAAAAAAAAUAUUAAAUCAUUCUUUUUCUGAUAAAGUAUCAAGUAAAUUAGAUACUGAUUUUUUAUCUAUUGAGAAAAAUAAUACAAGCUUCGAAACAAUUGAAGUUUUAGAAUUGGAUUCUAAUAUUUCUCAAGCGGAUAAAUGUUUUCAGUCUACAGAUACAAAUUCAUCUUUUGUUAAGAUUAAAUGCGAUACAACUUAUGAAGGAAUAUCAGUUGAAUUAUUGCAGGAACAAUGUGUUGGGGGUAGUUCUAGUAGUCCAAUAAAAGGAUCCGCUGGAUCCAUUGUUCCUGGAAAAUCUAAACAAGGUUUUAUUAUAGAGAAAUCUUCCAAAAAAACACGAGAAUUAAAGCCGAUUCGCGUAUCAAGUAGAAUAAGAGAAAAGGCCAUUAAAGCUAUUAAUGAUAAAUCUAAAUCUGAGAGUUGUGAGGCUGUGAUUUUUCAUGAAAAUUUGUGUCAUAAUAAGUAUAGAAUAACACGAAAUUCUAGAAAAGCUGGCGAUGGAAAUAAUAAUAAUAUAAUUGGAUCAGCUGGGCAAAUGAAGCCAUCUGAAGAAGCUAGUGGAAAGAAAUUAAUUGAUAAUUCUAUUAUUCCUAUUUCUAAAGAAAUAAAAUUAAGUUCCUUGAAAGAGUGCACGAGAAUGACCAGAAGUAGAUUCUUAAAUGAAAAACUAGAGCAAUCUAAGGCGCAAUCUAAUUUUAAGGAUCUUACUAAUAUCAAGAAUCUACAGCAUCAAGUAAUCGAUUCUCGCAAAGAUGAUAUAAUUGCUGAUAAAAUAAUUACUAAAACGCUCACGAAACAUAAUAAGGAGAAUCCAAAGAAAAGGAGUGUAUCACAAACAAUUUCAAAUAUCGAAAAACCUUCUAAACGCCGUAGUGUUUUGCCUAUGAAUGAUAAAAAUGUGAAAUCUUCUAUAAAAAGAGUUAGUUUGAGAAAUAGAUCUAAAUAAUCGUUGAUAUUAAUUAAAUUGAUAAUAUUUUUUUUUCGAAUAUAUUUUAUUCAAGAUUUAGUGAAAAUAUAGAGUUAUUGGGUUGAAUUGAAAAUAUAGAAGUUGGU